Molecule: messenger RNA, 968 nt
Organism: Rubroshorea leprosula
Lineage: Eukaryota; Viridiplantae; Streptophyta; Magnoliopsida; Malvales; Dipterocarpaceae
Source: the annotation of a GenBank genome assembly
AGUUCAUAUGGUUCCUCUCGCAGGUUGAUCUUAACGUAUGCAAAAUUUAACAAAAUUUCAGUUCUUGAUAUGUUGAAUUCUGAGCUCUUUCUCGCUAGGGAAGAUGAAGGUAAUGAGUUUGACCUUAUGAAGAGACCCAUGUUGGGGUUUCAAAAAGAAUGCAAUUCUGCAGCCUCAGAACAGGAAGGUGAAGUUGAAGAUGAAGGGAAAGAAGAAGUAAGGAGCAUUCCAGUAAGAACGGGGCGAAAGAAUAAAGAAGACACAGGCACAGCGGUUUCUGAGAAGAGCGGCAACACCGGGAAGCUGUCUUUGGGAGAAUUUGAGGUAACCGUCGGUGAGAAUGAUGAGGGAUUCAGAACUCCGACAUCUCAGGAUCACAGAAUUCCGGUGGUCAAAGAAUGCCCGCCUGCACCAAGAAAACCGAAGCCUCCGUCGAGGAAAAGGAAAGCAUCCCCCAAUACCGGAACGAGACUGCAACUGCUUGAUCUAACCGAAGAGGUCGAAUCCUUGUUCCCCAAACCUGAUUUUCAUCGUAACAACAAAAAAGCUCGAAGAGAAGAGAAUUAAUAAUUUUAUUUUUACUUACCUGGUUUCUUUAUGUACAAUGAUGAGAGAAUUAUGUUGGUGCCUAUUAAUUGUGAACUUGUGAUGAUUAUUAUCUUUGGAUAGAAUUCGGACUUUUAAUCCGAUUGAUUGUGAUUAAUAAACAAAGAAUAUGCAUUUCUUUUUUUAUUCGUUCUUCUUGUUUUGGAAUUUUUUGUGUGGGGUUUGGUCUAAGACACUGAUUAUGAUGAUGAAGAUGCUGCAAAGUGCAAAGAUAAAGUUGCAAAAGAUGACGCAUUAAAGCACAGAGAUCUGUAAGUUCCGACUUUAUUGCAGCUCAGCUUCUUUUUAUACUCAAGGUGUUUAUGUAGGACUGACAAAUCCAGAAUCUACUCUAGGGGAAGGAAUAAAACUGAAGAUUUAAU